This is a messenger RNA of Xiphophorus maculatus (southern platyfish), 1804 nucleotides long. Its product is annotated as 3-oxo-5-alpha-steroid 4-dehydrogenase 2-like. Gene Ontology annotation, molecular function: 3-oxo-5-alpha-steroid 4-dehydrogenase activity. The transcript is spliced from 6 exons. Gene Ontology annotation, cellular component: membrane. NCBI's taxonomy places the organism in Eukaryota, Metazoa, Chordata, Actinopteri, Cyprinodontiformes, Poeciliidae. Gene Ontology annotation, biological process: steroid biosynthetic process. The coding region runs from base 517 to 1356 and encodes 279 amino acids. The record is from RefSeq and is a predicted model, not a curated record.
ACGUUAAAAUCUGACAAAUAGGAAUAAAUAGCUGCUCAGUUAAAAUCUGAAUAAAUAGGAAUAAAUACUUGCCCAUGUUAAAAUCUGACAUAAAUAAGAAUAAAUAGCGGAUUAAAAGUCUGAACAGAGAAUAACGUCGCUGCCCCUUUAAGGAACCAGCGUCACAGACGCGACGCCUGGGUGACGCUGCGGUGCACAAACCAGAGGGAGAGAGCAGAGGAGGAAUCGGAGGAAAAGAGCAGUUGAUUGAUUAACGGAAAAAAAGUUAAUAUUAUAGUUAAUAAGACAUAAUUUACCUGGUCGGAAACUGACUGGGAUUUUAUGAGAACUGAGUUACAUCGGUUUUGGUCAGGUUUUUUUGUUCGGUUGGAAGCUCGGUCGGAGCGAAGAUUGGUCUGCCGUGUGCUCUUCUGCCGUGUGCGACGUCCACAUUCACAGACGGGAUUCAAGAUGGCGAGCCAGACCUAGACCUUCAAUUCAUCUUUUCCAUCAUAUCAGGGAAGGACUCUCCUGCGUAUGAUAAUUCGCUGCCGGAGCGCUCAUUGGCUGAUCCUGCGGCUCUGGCGGAAGGCCGCGCCGGAAGCAGCAGCUGCGCCGCCGCGGAUGGAGUGUCGAUCCGCCGCCGUGUCGUCCCUCAGCUGGGCGCUGGUGGUCGGCGGGGCGGCCUACCUGCUGCGGCAGACGCGCCGCUGCGGAGAGUACGGCCGCUACGCGCAGCCGGGCGGCCGCUGCUGGCCCGCCGGCCCGGCCUGGUUCCUGCAGGAGGUUCCGUCCUUCCUGGUUCCGCUGCUGCUGCUGGGUUCUGCCGAACCGGGCUCUGGCACCGGGAGGUCGCUGCUCGUCUGGAUCUUCAUGCUGCACUACUUCUACAGGAGCUGCAUCUACUCCCUGCUGACCCGCGGACGGCCGGUUCCUCUGAAGAUCAUCUGCUCCUCCGUCGUCUUCUGCUCUCUGAACGGCUUCCUGCAGGGACACCACCUGCUGCACUGCGCUCACCUGCAGCACACCUGGCUGACCGGCGCUCGCCUCUCUGCAGGUGUUCUGGUGUUUGCUGUCGGUCUGACCAUCAACAUCCACAGUGACCAUAUCCUGCGUAACCUGAGGAAACCUGGGGAGUACGUCUACAGGAUCCCCCGCGGGGGGAUGUUUGAGUUAGUUUCUGGUGCCAACUUCUUUGGGGAGAUCACCGAGUGGUGCGGCUUCGCCCUCGCUGCUUGGUCCUUUCCAGCCUUCGCCUUUGCCUUCUUCACCAUCUGCUCCAUCGGGCCCAGAGCCUACCAUCACCACAGGGACUAUAAGCGGAGGUUUGAGGACUACCCCCGCUCCAGGAAAGCCAUCAUUCCCUUCAUUCUGUAGGGAUGGAGGCCCGACCCGUGAGAACUGGUACCUUCUGCAUGGAGGCUUUUGCAGUUCCUCCUCCUCAGAGAACCAGUACAUGCUCCAUAAAUCCAACCCAGAACCAUCCUGGUGCUCCUCCGUCACUGUGAGGUUCGGAUCCUUCACAGAACUGGACCGGUACAGGCUGACGUUCCCUCCAUCCAGGACUGGGUAUAGGUCAAGGGUCAGGACCCGCACAUCCUGGACUCAAACUAUCCAGGCUUUUACCAUCAGGUGGCGCUACAGAGUCAUCUGCUGCUCUGCAGUGAAACUAAAUAAGCAGAUUUGAAAUGUUACAACCUGAUAUUUUCUUUAAAAAUGGUUCUAUAUUCACAUAUAUGUACUUUUUAUUUCCUCUAAACUUUAUGUAUUUGUCUUCAUGUCGGUACUCCAUCACAAUAAACAUUAAAGCUGAUUCAGACUGUGA